AGUGGGAGAGGUAUUCAUAGGGCGGUGGACCUCAGUGUUCCCGCAACUCGCGGUUCCGUGGAGCACUUCCGCUGGCCCACGCUGCUCUGCUCUGCUCCAUGGUGAGUGAGUGAGUAUGAGAGGGAGAGAGAGAGAGACACAUACAGUGCGAGCAGGACCAAAGGCCAGGCCAGUGAGUGAGUGAGUGAGUGAGUGAGAGUGAGAGUGAGUGAGGGAGUGAGUGUGGAGUUGGAGCAGUUGUUGUAGAUGGUAGUGUUGGGCAGCCCCGGCGCAACGCUUGCAGCGCAGCUCACUGCUCUGCAGCAGCAGCAGAAGAAUGAAGGAAUGCCGCAGCAGCAGCAGCUGAGGGGAACUCCGGACCCGAAUUCCUUCGUAGUGGUGGAGUGCAGGGUAGUGUAGUGUAGUGUAGUCUAGCUGCAGUGUGCGACGGUGCGUCACCGAAGGUGUUCAUCUUUCGUCUGGGUGGCUUUGCUUGCUUUCUUGCUUGCCUGCGUCACGUCACGAGCUGCAAUCGAUUUGGUGUUGUGUUGAGCUGAAUAAGUGAGCUCUUCAGCUGAACCGAGCUGAGCAGGGCACGGAAUGGGAGGACUUCUCGGCAACGCGAAGGUCGCCCGGAGGGGAGCUGGGCCAGGUUCCCCUCAAUGCGACAUUGCGAAUGUUCCCGUCUAUCAGUGUCGCGAUUAUUCUCGUGGAUAUCCACGCAACGUCGUCAGCCCAUUGCCAUGUCACAUGGGGCCGCCUCCCGGAGGCUAUCAUGAUCCUUACCAUUAUCCUCCCGCUCUUCCGAGCGCUAAUCAGGAUUUAGGCUACGGCGAGGAGGCCGAGAAUUGGAGUGAAAGCACGCUCAUUUACUUCGGCGUGGGGCUCGUCACCAUCGCCAUUCUAAGCAAGUUUAUUCAGGAUCUGCUCAGGUCUCCGCAGCCACGACCACCUCGAGCAACAUCACCGAAGAAAUCAACAAUAUUUUCAUCACCGGAUGAGCGGGUAGGAGCAGUGGGCGAAAAGGAACCGAUUCUGUCUAUGAAGGAUCUGUUUUAUGGCGAACCUGAGACGGUGGUGAUACUGAAAACAGACGACCGGAAGGUCAUCGAUAACAUCCAUCAGUAUAAGUAUUUCGGCCUGCCUCCGGAAGACAGUAAGGCCGCCAAACCUGCCGAGCCUGCCGCUGAAUCCAAGGGAAAAAAAAAGCAGAAGGAAGAGAAGAAAGACGAGAAGAAGGAGGAGCCGAAGAAGGAGGAACCGCCAAAGGAAGAGAAGAAGGAGGAGCCGGCCAAGCCGGCCGAGGAAGCUAAGCCAGCCGAGGAAGCUAAGCCGGCCGAGGAGGCCAAGCCCGCCGAGGAGAAGAAGGAGGAGCCUCCCAAAGAAGAGAAGAAGGAAGAAGCGCCGCCUGCCGAGGCCCCUAAGGAAGAGAAGAAGGAGGAUCCGCCCCCACCGCCCCGAGAAGUUAUCUUGAGAGUCCCAAUGUGCUGCACCGAAUGUGAGUUGACUGCGGCCGAGGCCCUCCGAGACAUGAAAGGAGUGGAGGAAGUGGAGUGCGAUUACCAUGAUGAGAAAGUCACCGUUAAAGUCACAGGAGAUAUUCAACCAUCUGAUCUGCUACUGAAAUGCAGAUCUCUUAAAUUGUUCAGGAAGUCCAGUUACUGGGACUCUAAAGUUUAAAUUGUUAACAGGAAAUUUUGCUUCACACUUAACUUUAACAGGAUUUAAUACGGUAAACCGAGGUAGAAACCCUACAGUAGGUGGUGAUGUUAGGACAUCGGAAAUAUCUCCAAAAUCGAUGUCACUCUUCCGAGCGAUAAAUUCAUAGACUUGUACACUUUAGAGAAGACGGAACACUGAUGUAAUGCAUCAAGUAGCUGUUUUUGCUUCGAUAGAACCAAAUAUACCCAUUGAUAUGUAAGCUUUGAAAUGCCGUCGAUGUAUAGUACUGUAGUUAGACCGGAUGGCCUUUUUAAUAUGCAGGCCCCCUUAAUUUGCAGUAGACGUAAUGAAUGUGCAGUAUGUACUUCAGAUGUUUUGAUUUCACCAAUAAUAUAGUCCCUUGACACCAUAUUUCAUCAAAUGCUAGCACAUCCUGGUCCGGGAUUUCUUUCAUGGUCCCGAUGAAGCCUCGGAUGUCAGGCAAGAGGAGGAUGAGCUGGCCUCCUCGGCAGUGGAUUGCAGAAUUGAAGGCUUUGUUGUCUAAGCCCGUUCGAGUUUUCUCUUCUGUGAUUCACGGAGUACACACCAAUUCUUGGGACAUCUCGGAGCUUAGAAGCCGGUGGAACUUCUACGAACUCCAUACCCUGUUGCUAUAGAAAUAUUGUCACGUAGAGCUACAUUGACAGGUGUUGACGUUCACUGACAACGUGACUGUUCUGUCAUACAUUGUAGAUGUGCUGAUGUGUAAUGCUUUGAAUGUAAUGUCUUUGAAUC
Molecule: messenger RNA, 2415 nt
Organism: Marchantia polymorpha subsp. ruderalis
Lineage: Eukaryota; Viridiplantae; Streptophyta; Marchantiopsida; Marchantiales; Marchantiaceae
Source: the annotation of a GenBank genome assembly